Hemiscyllium ocellatum (epaulette shark) is the source of this 3192-nucleotide messenger RNA. RefSeq names its product sushi, von Willebrand factor type A, EGF and pentraxin domain-containing protein 1. Gene Ontology annotation, molecular function: protein binding. Bases 165 to 1259 code for a protein of 364 amino acids. The transcript is spliced from 9 exons. Lineage: Eukaryota; Metazoa; Chordata; Chondrichthyes; Orectolobiformes; Hemiscylliidae. The record is from RefSeq and is a predicted model, not a curated record.
UGUGGCGGUCCGGUGGAUUUUCAUUUGUGUCAGCAAAGUGUGGACAAAAACACACGGAGAGAGGAUUAAAAUAGGCAGAGCUGAUAGAAGCGCGGUGAAAGAGGAAGAGUGCUAUUCGCUCGUUGAAGUUUCCAGCGGCCAAGGGACAGAGUAGGGGAGGCAGCAUGAGACACUCGGAGCUAACAUACUCGCUCCUCGCCGUGGUGUUCUCUCUGGGCCUAGUGCUUGGUCAGGUCAGCACUCCAUCAGUUGGCCCUAUGGCUGCACUUGCUUCUGCACGGGUAACUGACUCACUUAAUGGCUUCACCGUCACCACCAGCCUGACACAGAGAAUUGUCAUCACAUCAACUGACGUACCAGGGGCUGUCACAUCAGGAAUUUCAAAUUGUACAGCUUUGAACACUUCUAAUUGUGCUGUGUGUUCUGCGGGGUAUUUCUCAAAUAAUGGGUCCUUGAACUGCUCCUGUUGUUCUGACGGCUUCUGCCUUGCUCCAGAAGACUGUCUGAGCUGUCCACAGGGUUACUACCAGUCUCGGACUGGACAGAUGACAUGUUUGCCUUGUUCAAAAGGUACUUAUACAAAUUCCACAGGGAGUACAGAAUGUCAAUCCUGUGAAUCUGGGUUUUAUGCCAAUGAAACGGGUUCAAAAUUGUGCAGACCCUGCCUUCCAGGUUACUUUUCAGAGAUGAAUGCUACUGGCUGUGAGUCCUGUUCUCAAGGAUUAUUUUGCAACUCAACUCAAUGCAACAAGUGUACGAAGUGCCCUGGUGGAGAGGAAGCCCUGACGACUGCAGCAACCGAGUGCACACCAUGUCGACCAGGAAUGUACAAGCAGCCAGAAGAUUUACUUUGCAAGAUGUGUAAGACUGGGUACUACCAGACAAUGGUUGGACAGGAGAGUUGUGACCUGUGUCCUGAGCAGCAUUAUUGCCCCAGUCCAGAUGUUGCUCCAAUCCAGUGUCCAGAUGAUGCAUUUUGCCCACCUGGAAGUACUGCGCCUCAGUACUGCAUGGAAACAUUUUUCCGGAAAUCGGGAGAUCACUGUGUGCUGACACCGUUGACCAUCUUCCUGCUUGUGUUCCUUUCGUUAAUUAUUUUGCUGAUUACUGUAAUAAUAAUUUUUCGUCGCAAGAAGAAAGUCCGACAGGUAGAUCCUGUGCGCUCCCCAUUACUGAGGAAAGAGCCAUUCUCUGGUCAGGAGCCUCAUCCACCUUACGGAAUCACGUGGGAUAGAGAACCAGUAUAUGCAGGAUGGUAACAACGGCUUUGUGGGUCUUCUGGUACCAGGAAUAGGCUCAUAACUAGUACAUGAGGUAGAAUUUUCUCCUCUUUUUCAACAAGAGAAAUUAAUGCUCCUCCAGAGAUGCUGCAUCUCUGCUGGCCUUCAGUCUUGUGGAACCGCACAUUCCUCUGACUCAUUGCAAGGCUUUGAUGCAUUCUGGAUCACGAGCAACUUUUUGUUGUUCAUUGCCUAUUGACACCUGCCGCAUUUUAUUGUUUCUGUCAUGGUCUAUAAGGUUUACUGGUGAAGAAGUACUGCCAGUGCAGUCUGACAACUAGACUGUUUUGUAUCCUUCCCCAGUGCCAUCCAGAAACUAAGAUGAAGCACCAUUGUAUUAAAUGGAGUUGAACCCCUGGUACCAAUUGUGUGGAAAACUGGCUUUCUGGUUGAAAAUUGUGUCAGCAGGUUGUUUCCAAGUAUUCAUCAUCAUGUUUGCUGAAGAAAUUACAUCCUGAACUGCGUAAAAUUCACUUGUUUUUGAACUUAACAUUUUGAGACAAAAUUCAAGAUGAAUAGUAUUAACAACUUGUAAUUUGCACUAAUUUUUUCAAAAAUGCAUGUGUUUUACAUAAUAGAAUUUUCUGUUUGAAUAGAAACCAUUUACUGACAAACUAUUAUACACUUUAACUAUUUUUCAAGUAGUUCCUGUUCAAAAGUACUUCAUUUUUAUUUCAGAAGGUGGAAUGACUGCUACUUAUUGAACUUCCACUUUAUUUCAAUGCAGUUUGACAGUUCUUCUAAGAUAGUUACUGAAUCACAUAUAUAGCUGUGGUAUGGAUUGCGAUACGGAAGCGAAAGUGUGGAAGAUCAUUUUAGAUUUUAUAUUUGGAACCAUCAUUGUCCAGGUUAUGUAUUUUCCCCUGGUAAACUGGAUUUUAAAUUUUGUCUUGUAAAACAUUUUAUGUACAAUAUUGUUAACGUGGAAUGGUUAAAUGUAUAUUUGUAGAUUAAGAUUGUGGUUAACGUAUAUUGAAAAGCGGUUGUAAUAACUUGUAUAGAUGAGUGAGAACAGUGUUCUUUUGCUUGUUCCAUGAAUAGUUUUUCAAGUAUGGAAGGGACUAGUCAACAGCAAACAUACAGUUCUUUUGUUAUUGAUGUGAAGUGCCUGGGUUACCCUCAUUCCAUCUUUAGUUGAUGUCCACUUAUUUUGUGAAAAGUUUGGGCUGCAGACAAACAAUUAAAAGAUAACACUGGAUCCAGAUAUAAUGUAGAGUGAGGUUCGACAUUCAGGCUGGUGUCUGCUGAGAAUGUGAGAAAUUGUAGAUGCACCACCAGAAUUGGAUGUGGUAAACCUUUUUGAGUUAAUAGUAACUUGGCAGGCACUGAAUGGACUUCAUUGGCAAAAGCAGGUGAGCCGAAUUUCUUUCUUUUGAACAGAAUCUCUUCUUUUGCUCCAUCCCUCCCCACACCAACCUAAUUGCCCUUAAACACACACACUCUUCAAAUCUUGUGGUACACAAUUUAUUCUGUCUGAUUUUUGUUAACACAAAACACUGAACUCAAUGUAUUAUUUGUAUUGUUUAUCUUCUAGGACAUUAAAAUUUUUUAAUGGUUUGCCAUCUGUAUGUUUUGGGAGGAGAGAUUUGAGUUUGCUAUUUUGUAAUCUCCGUAUGAGAAGAUGAAAUUAACAGCAGCAAAGAUCCUGGUGUUUCUGGGGGUGUUUGCAUGUUUAGCUGAACUCGCACAAUCAAAUUCUCAAUGCCUCAAGUAACAUUAGCACUGUUUAUACACCUUUUUUAUUUAAAAUGAGAUCGAAAUGUGGAAGCGAUGGUUCUCUAACUUUGAUUUUUAAAUGUCUACUGUCUGUAGUGCUGACUCUUCACUAAAAUGUGCCUUCAAUCCUGUGUUUAAAGAGCUUGUUGAUUUGAAAUGUAAUGAAUUUUAGAAAUGAAUGCUGUGCAACCAAAAU